Arctia plantaginis is the source of this 564-nucleotide messenger RNA. Lineage: Eukaryota; Metazoa; Arthropoda; Insecta; Lepidoptera; Erebidae. The record is from the annotation of a GenBank genome assembly.
AUGGCUGAUAGUGGUCUGAAGAGAAAUAUUCCUAUCAAACUUGGUGACUUUUCUGUCAUCGACACUGAAUUCUCAAGCAUCAGGGAACGAUUUGAUGCCGAAAUGAGGAAGAUGGAAGAAGAAAUGAGCAAAUUCAGAUCAGAACUAAUGAAUAGAGAAAGCAACAACUUCUUCAAAAGCACAACUAGUUCGACUACAUCUUCACAACACAGCGACAGCAGACAAUUGGCAGAGCCGAGCCACUGGGACAGUCUAAACUCACCCUUGAUCCAGGAUGAGGGUGACGGCAAGUCACUCAAGCUUCGCUUUGAUGUUAGCCAGUAUACUCCUGAGGAGAUCGUUGUGAAGACUGUAGACAACAAAUUGUUGGUCCAUGCCAAACACGAAGAGAAGUCUGACACAAAGUCCGUGUACAGAGAGUACAACAGAGAGUUUCUGUUGCCCAAGGGCACCAACCCAGAAGCUAUUAAGUCUUCGCUGUCACGAGACGGUGUACUCACCGUUGAAGCACCACUGCCGCAGCUCGCCAUCACCGAUAGAAACAUCCCCAUCCAGAAGCACUGA